This is a messenger RNA of Trichoplusia ni (cabbage looper), 603 nucleotides long. RefSeq names its product cuticle protein 7-like. The record is from RefSeq and is a predicted model, not a curated record. Gene Ontology annotation, cellular component: extracellular matrix. Bases 1 to 498 code for a protein of 165 amino acids. Lineage: Eukaryota; Metazoa; Arthropoda; Insecta; Lepidoptera; Noctuidae. The transcript has 4 exons.
AUGUUCAGCAAAAUCGUAGCUUUCGGCGCCCUCUUGGCGGCUGCCAAUGCUGGUCUCUUGGGACAUGGCCACGCCGUGUCUUCCCAAAGCAUCGUUCGUCAUGAUGAGCCCGCUCACUACGCUGCUCCCGUUGCCCACUACGCCGCUGCUCCCAUUGCCCACUACGCCCCUGCCCCGGUUGCCCACUACGCCCCUGCCCCCGUAGCCCACUACGCCGCUCCUGUGGCCCACUACGAAGGCCAUGACACCUACGCUCACCCCAAAUACGACUACGCUUACUCCGUGGCUGACCCCCACACCGGUGACCACAAGUCCCAGCACGAGAGCCGCGACGGUGACGCCGUGCACGGCUACUACUCUCUGGUGCAGCCUGAUGGCUCCGUGCGCAAGGUCGAGUACACCGCUGACGACCACAACGGUUUCAACGCGGUUGUCCACAACUCUGCCCCCGCCGUGCACCCCGCCCCCGCCCCCGCCCACGGCUACCACCAUUACUGAGCAUGAUCAUUGUUGUGUGAUUGUUUACUGAAUGUUCGACUUGCAACCUACCUAUUUAUAUUUUUGUAUGAUUGUGAUGUGUGCUGAAUAUAAUUUAAAAAUCUA